Molecule: messenger RNA, 2868 nt
Organism: Cynoglossus semilaevis (tongue sole)
Lineage: Eukaryota; Metazoa; Chordata; Actinopteri; Pleuronectiformes; Cynoglossidae
Gene: dusp6
Product: dual specificity phosphatase 6
Exons: 3
Coding region: 617-1768 (383 amino acids)
Biological process (GO): negative regulation of ERK1 and ERK2 cascade; regulation of heart growth; peptidyl-tyrosine dephosphorylation
Cellular component (GO): cytosol; cytoplasm
Molecular function (GO): MAP kinase tyrosine phosphatase activity; protein tyrosine/threonine phosphatase activity; MAP kinase tyrosine/serine/threonine phosphatase activity
Source: RefSeq, a predicted model, not a curated record
GCCAUUCAGAAGCCUGGCGUCGCAGAGAGAGGCAGCCACAGACACAGACACAGCACGGACCGAACCACAGCCACAGCCGCAGCAGCGACAACACAGAGAACACAGCCGCAGGAAGAGGCGCAGAAACACGGAUACGAAGUCGCACUUUUCACCCUCGUCCAUCCAACCGUCCACCCGGAGCGAACGCCGAGGAGCAGCGGCAGAGGUGUCUCUGAGGCCGGGGUGACUCAUUGAUAAAUACCGCUGACGAAGACGCAUGAAUGAGCGCCAGUCUGUGCAGCGGACGACCGGGGAUUCAGUGAAGGAGGUUCGAGUCUUUGGUCCUGAAGCUCUCAGGGAGUGACAUUUGGAGGGAGAUCUGUUCGAUUCUGAUCGUGACCACUUUGUUUUAUUUUUUUUUAUUUUUUAUUUUGGUGAAGGUUGUGUUUUCGUGCACACACCUCGGUGUUUUGUUUUGCCGAGGCCCUCAGGAAACAACAACAACAACAGCAGCAGCAGCAGAAGAGGAAGAACCGCAGCGGAGUGAAGUCCAACCCAUUCACACUCGGAGCCUCUGCUGCAGCCAGGGAGGAUCGCGCUGCUUUUCCCCAGCUUUGUUACGACCUUCCUCGUAUAAAUGCUCGACAAGCUGAAGCCCGUCGUCCAGCUCGACUCCGUGAUGGCGAUCAGUAAGACGGCGGGCUGGCUCCGGGAGCAGCUGGAGACGCGGAGGGACGCGCUGCUCGUCAUGGACUGUCGGGCCCAGGAGCUGUACGAGUCGGCGCACGUCGAGACGGCCAUCAACGUGGCCAUCCCCAGCCUCAUGCUGCGGAGGCUCAAGAAGGGGAAUCUCCCCGUCAGAUCGCUGCUCUCCGACGGCGAGGACCGCGAGAGGUUCGUGCGCCGCUGCAAGACGGACACCAUCGUCCUGUACGACGAGUACAGCCGGGAGUGGAACGAGAACGUGGACGGGGGCUCGGUGCUGGGGUUACUGCUGAGGAGGAUGAAGGACGAGGGCUACAAGGCCUUUUAUCUGGAGGGUGGUUUCAGUAAGUUCCACGCCGAGUACCCGUCUCUGUGUGAAACCAACCUGGACGGCACCUCCAACAGCAGCUCACCCACCGCCCACGUGCUGGGGCUGGGGGGGCUGCGCAUCAGCUCCGACUCCUCGGACAUCGAGUCGGACAUCGACCGCGAGCCCAGCAGCGCCACCGACUCGGACGGCAGCCCCCUGUCCAACCCACAGCCCUGCUUCCCCGUGGAGAUCCUGCCGCACCUGUACCUGGGCUGUGCCAAGGACUCCACCAACCUGGACGUGCUGGAGGAGUACGGCAUCAAGUACAUCCUCAACGUCACGCCCAACCUGCCCAACCUCUUUGAGAACGCCGGGGAGUUCAAGUACAAGCAGAUCCCCAUCUCAGACCACUGGAGCCAGAAUCUCUCCCAGUUCUUCCCAGAGGCCAUCAGCUUUAUUGAUGAAGCUCGCAGCCAGAAGUGUGGCGUCCUGGUCCACUGCCUGGCCGGCAUCAGUCGCUCGGUGACGGUGACCGUGGCCUACCUGAUGCAGAAGCUCAACCUGUCCAUGAACGACGCCUACGACAUCGUCAAGAUGAAGAAGUCCAACAUUUCUCCCAACUUCAACUUCAUGGGCCAGCUCCUGGACUUUGAGCGCACGCUGGGCCUGAAGAGCCCGUGCGACAACCGCAUGGCCACGCAGGGUCAGCAGCUGUACUUCACCACGCCCACCAACCACAACGUCUUCCAGCUGGACCCCCUGGAGUCCACGUGAGGCCGCGGCCGCCUCCUCUCUCCUUGAUCGGAGGUGCCGUGGGCCUCCUGUUGGUAAAGGCUGCAAAAGUUUCCUCAUUUUUCCCGGUGGUCUGCCGUGAGACCGGGCUCUGGACGUUCUUGGUGCAGCUGGCGGGAGGUGACAGCUGUGGAGCGUGGUCACUGGAGGACGAGGACGAGGACGAGGUGCAGCUGCUGUUGACAAACUGAGACAGACAGGAGCGCCGUCCUUUCUACUAUUCUCUCUCUCGCUGAAGGACUGUUCAGAUCUUCUACGUCAGACGGGUUCUAGGCUGCGGUGCCAAAGAUACUGGAUGGUUCAGUCUGGACUUUUUCUCAUGUGGGUUUUGGGUCUGGUGUUGGUUUUUCCCAAGACUUUCCCUAAGGUGCGUCGUCUCCUUUGUCUUCUGUGAAGACGUGUCCGUGAACGGAUACUGGACUCUGUUUUCACUCCUGGAGUGGAGUCUUUUCCAACAUUUGUACGUUGUGUAUAUUCUUGACGAGGAAUCCGUGGUUGAAGCCUGGCUCUGUGGUGAAGUGGGUCCUGAAGAUUCUCUUUGUUUCAUAUUCUACUUUUUAUCGAAGCUGAAAAGAAAAACUGCUUAUUGAUCAGUAUGUUUCAAGUUUAUUAUGCCAAAAAAAAUUAAGUAGAAUUUCUACAACUUGUUGGGGGAAACCAUGUACAUGUGUAAUAUAUACAUUUAUAUUUGAUAAUUGCUUUACGUGUGAUUUCAGCCAAACGGCCUGGUUUUUGCACGUCACCCUGUCACCAAUCAAACCAUCCAGACCUUUGGUUUCUUUAUAUUCAUCAGAGAAAAUCUUCACACUUCACUUUUUUUUAAUUGUCAAAGAAAAAUCAGUCUAAUUUUGCACAACAUCAGAGAUGAGCUGUGUUGUCAGCGAGGCCAACGGUGACAUGUGACCCCCGCCCCCCCACCUCUUCAGGGAAAACGUCUGUGAAAUGCAGUUUUAAUUUGUCACGAUGAAAGUAAAAGUUGUUCAGAGUUUUGGAGGGUUGUGUUGUCCCCGCCCCACACUUUGCUUCUACGAAUGUAAAGAAAAGAUAAGUUAUUAAUAAAUUGCUAUUUUGUCUACACUUUU